ACUGAAAGAAAAAAAACCCUAGCCCCUUCACAGACACACCGCCCAAGCAUGGCGGGUGGCAAAAUCAGGAAGGAAAAGCCACAGCGUCACUACCAGGGAGGCAUACCGUUCCACAAGUCAAAAGGUCAGCACAUACUGAAGAACCCACUUCUGAUAGACACCAUCAUCCAGAAAUCAGGCAUCAAGAGCACCGAUGUCAUUCUCGAGAUCGGUCCGGGCACGGGUAAUCUUACGAAGAAGCUUUUGGAAGUGGGCAAGUCUGUGAUUGCCGUUGAGUUGGAUCCUCGUAUGGUGCUUGAAUUGCAGCGGAGGUUUCAGGCGACUCCCUUCUCUGAUCGAUUGAAUGUUAUCCAAGGAGACGUGCUUAAGUGUGAUCUUCCAUAUUUUGAUAUUUGUGUGGCAAAUAUCCCGUAUCAAAUCUCUUCUCCUCUCACAUUCAAACUGUUGUCUCAUCGACCAUUAUUCAGAUGUGCGGUGAUCAUGUUCCAAAAGGAAUUUGCCAUGAGAUUAGUUGCUCAGCCUGGGGACUCUCUCUACUGCCGCCUUUCUGUGAACACCCAAUUGUUGGCUCGUAUUUCCCAUUUGCUGAAAGUUGGCAGGAACAACUUUCGGCCUCCACCAAAAGUUGAUUCUUCCGUAGUUAGAAUCGAGCCAAGAAAACCACUACCAAAAGUGAAUCUUAAUGAAUGGGAUGGGUUGGUUCGAAUUUGCUUCAAUAGGAAGAACAAAACUCUUGGUUCCAUUUUUAGAAAGAAGGCUGUACUAUCAUUGCUGGAGAAGAACUAUACAACCUUGCAAGCAUUCCAGCUCUCAUCGAAAGAAUCAUCAGAUGAUAUAGAGAUGGCAAUGGCUGUAGCGGCUUUGGGAGAUACACUUGCAGACUUGAGGAUGGAAGUUGACGAUGAAGGUGAUGAUGACGACAUGGAGACGGAGGAUGGUAACACCAAAGGGUUUGCCUUCAAAGAUAAGGUCCUGAGUGUCUUAAAGCAAGAAGAUUUUGAAGGCAAGAGAUCUUCCAAGUUCACACAAGAAGAUUUUAUGCACCUCCUCUCUCUGUUUAAUAAGGCUGGAAUACAUUUUUCUUGAUCCAAGGCUUGAUUCUGUCUGUUUUUCUUCUUCUCUCCCGCCACCAAUUGCUAACUUGUUUAUAUCAAAUUUGGUUUUUAUAUUUACCAGUUUAAUUCUUGAUCCAAGGCCUAAAUAGUCACGUGU
This is a messenger RNA of Ilex paraguariensis (yerba mate), 1212 nucleotides long. The record is from the annotation of a GenBank genome assembly. NCBI's taxonomy places the organism in Eukaryota, Viridiplantae, Streptophyta, Magnoliopsida, Aquifoliales, Aquifoliaceae.